GCGCUGCGCUCUGCUUCUUCUUCUCUUCUCUUCUCCCUCGGCUUCGAGGGGGAGGGUUAUUUUUAUUUAUUUCUUUCUUUCCUUUUUUUUCUUUUCUAUUUUCUUUCUUUUUUUUUUCUUUUUGGGUUUUUUUCCUUCGUCCUCCCGUUGGGGUUUUGCGCCCCGACGAACCCUAAUAAUCGCCGGGGACCGACCGGCGGCCGAUCGCCGCGCCUCGCCCGCCCGCCAGCCCGCCGGCAUGCACCCGCAGCGGAUGAAGCAGGCCGCGGCGCAGCAGCAGCUGAUGCAGCAGGCCCUGCUCCUGCAGCAGCAGCAGGCGCAGCAGCCGCCCUUGUUCCCGGGGCACCACCACCCGCACCCCGGCCUCCUCGCCGCGCCACAGAUGGAGCCAAUAGUUAGUGGAAACCUGCCUCCUGGGUUUGAUUCGAGUACAUGCCGCAGCGUGUAUGUUGGCAAUAUCAGUCUUCAAGUGACGGACACAGUACUGCAGGAAGUCUUCCAAAGUAUUGGUCCAGUAGAAGGGUGCAAACUCAUCAGGAAAGAAAAGUCAUCCUUUGGUUUCAUUGACUACUAUGACCGCAGAUAUGCUGCACUAGCAAUUUUAUCUCUCAAUGGCAGACCACUGUAUGGUCAGCCAAUAAAAGUUAAUUGGGCAUAUACAAGUACUCAGAGGGAGGAUACAUCAGGUCAUUUUAAUAUUUUUGUUGGGGAUCUUUGCCCAGAAGUCACUGAUGCUACUUUGUUUGCAUUUUUCUCUGGAUACUCUACCUGCUCAGAUGCUAGGGUUAUGUGGGACCAGAAAACAGGACGAUCCAGAGGGUUUGGUUUUGUUUCUUUCAGGAACCAGCAGGAUGCUCAAAGUGCGAUAAAUGACUUGAAUGGGAAGUGGCUUGGCAACCGUCAAAUUCGUUGCAAUUGGGCAACGAAAGGUGCCAAUGCUGGUGAAGAGAAACAGAUUGUGGACUCCAAGGUUGACCUGACAAAUGGCACAUCAGAAUCUGGAAAAGAGAAUCCAAAUGAAGAUGGUCCUGAAAGUAACCCUCAGUUUACUACUGUCUAUGUUGGCAAUCUUCCUCACGAGGCUACCAACAAUGAUGUGCACCUGUUUUUCCAUUCACUUGGGGCUGGCUCAAUUGAGGAAGUCCGUGUAACUCGUGAUAAAGGCUUUGGUUUUGUAAGGUACAGCACCCAUGAGGAGGCUGCGCAGGCAAUUCAGAUGGCUAAUGGCCAACUUAUUGGCGGGAGGCAGAUAAAGUGUUCCUGGGGAAGCAAACCGACUCCACCAGGGACAGCAUCCUCGCCUCUGCCUCCUCCAGCACCGGCACUGUUCUCCACUGGAGUGUCGCCGACAGACUUCCUGGCAUACCAGCGCAUGGCCCUGAACAAGAUGGCCACGAACCCAUCCCUAAUGGGUCAGCACGCCUUGAAUCAGGUCGCACUGGGGAUGGGUGGCCGAGCCAGCCAGUCCAUCUAUGAUGGCGGCUUCCAGGGCAUCAGUACUGCCGCCGCCACAACCUCCGCCCAGCAACAACAGCAGCAGCAGCAGCAGCUCAUGUACUACUAGAGUACUACUACUCCAUGAGGCACCAGCUACCUAUCUCUUAAAGAGGAAGGCGAGGAUGAAUGGAUGAUGCCCCUUGCUACACCCUUAUACAUAUAGUAGAUGAUGUACUACCAGGACCUUUUUUAUAAUCUUUUAAGACCCAUCUAAGUAACAUGUCCUCUCUAUGCUAGCUAUAUAUAUCUAUAUACACCCUAUAACGUAUGUAUUUCUGGAUACAUGAACACCCCAAGGUUCUUAGUAUAAUCUUCUGUGUUUGACCAUC
Messenger RNA from Sorghum bicolor (sorghum), 1826 nucleotides. Its product is annotated as oligouridylate-binding protein 1B-like. Gene Ontology annotation, molecular function: mRNA binding. The transcript is spliced from 12 exons. The record is from RefSeq and is a predicted model, not a curated record. NCBI's taxonomy places the organism in Eukaryota, Viridiplantae, Streptophyta, Magnoliopsida, Poales, Poaceae. The coding region runs from base 239 to 1564 and encodes 441 amino acids.